UCCUCCCGCAGACACAGAUCUGACAGUAAGCGGAUUGAGUCUGGUCAGACAGCGAAACUAGCCGAGACACCGCUCAUGCUAGCGUUCACACACCCGUCUCUAACUGCAGAACGGUACUCUUUCCUCUUAAGCCACGAUGCUGGCCAUAUUUACUAAGAUCAAAGACCGCGUCGAGGCUUUUUUGAACGAGAAGAAUAUAGUCACUGACUGUCUUAAUUCAAUCGAAGAAAAAACAGGCAUCAAGAAACGUUAUUUAGCGCUCGGUGCUGUUGGUGUGACCGGAGCGUAUUUAUUAUUCGGAUACGGUGCUUCUCUGCUCUGUAAUCUGAUUGGUUUUGUUUAUCCUGCAUAUUACUCUAUCAAAGCCAUAGAAAGUCCUGAUAAGGAGGAUGACACUCAAUGGCUGACAUACUGGGUAAUCUACAGCUUCUUCAGCGUGGGUGAAUUCUUCGCUGACAUCUUUCUCCACUGGUUUCCUCUCUAUUAUGUCUGUAAGUGCUUGUUUCUGUUGUGGUGCAUGGCUCCGGUCUCCUGGAAUGGUUCUCAGGUUCUCUACAGGUAUGUGGUGCGCCCAUUUUUCCUGAAGCAUGAAGCCAGAGUAGACGAGAUCAGCGGGAAGGCCAUGUCAGCAGCUGAGAACGUCACGAGAGAGGUUCUUCACACUCUGGUGAGAAACCGGGCUGUUGGCCCUGCUGAGCCUGAAGCCAAAAGACUGCCCAGUUCUGCUUUUACUGAACCCACUGUUGAUUAAAUGGUGGCUAAAGUGAUCUGAGCAAGAGAUGCAGCAUCAUGUUGAAGAUAGUCUUCACAAUUUCAAUAAACUUUUAUAGCCAA
Messenger RNA from Carassius carassius (crucian carp), 834 nucleotides. Its product is annotated as receptor expression-enhancing protein 6-like. The transcript has 7 exons. The record is from RefSeq and is a predicted model, not a curated record. Bases 137 to 751 code for a protein of 204 amino acids. NCBI's taxonomy places the organism in Eukaryota, Metazoa, Chordata, Actinopteri, Cypriniformes, Cyprinidae.